Molecule: messenger RNA, 2679 nt
Organism: Colletotrichum siamense
Lineage: Eukaryota; Fungi; Ascomycota; Sordariomycetes; Glomerellales; Glomerellaceae
Gene: ctnR-2
Product: Citrinin biosynthesis transcriptional activator ctnR
Exons: 7
Coding region: 1-2679 (892 amino acids)
Biological process (GO): DNA-templated transcription; regulation of DNA-templated transcription
Cellular component (GO): nucleus
Molecular function (GO): DNA binding; zinc ion binding; DNA-binding transcription factor activity, RNA polymerase II-specific
Source: RefSeq, a predicted model, not a curated record
AUGUCCUCGAGUACACCCACGCCUCCGGACACGAACGGCGCCAACUCCCACAAACGUCCAAGGGGCGGGAGCCCAGGCGCCGAUUCCAACGGCAAGGAUCCAGCGACCGACAACACCAAUGUUCCCAAACCGAAGCGCCUAGCAUGUAUGAUUUGUCGGAAACGCAAGUUGAAGUGCGACGGUGUUAGACCGAGUUGCAGCACGUGUGCUAGGUUGGGUCAUUCUUGCGCCUAUGAUGAAGUUCGUAGGAAAAGCGGUCCAAAGCGGGGAUACGUCAAGGCUCUGGAGGAACGACUGAAGCAAGUUGAAACCCUUCUCAAGACCCAAGACCCCCCCGCCGCACCCGCCGAUCCCUCCAGGACGAUACCCCUUGGCCUUGACACCACAUCUAGCCGCACUCAGCAAGCUGCCCCGACUUCGAACUUCAACGUAGCGUCCUCAAACCUGAAUGUUCCCACCGAUCGCGAUGCUGAACGCUGGAGAUUCCAUGGCGAGUCGCCCCAAACCCAAAAUGCGCCCGCUCCUCCCGUGGACGACUUCAAUUUCAACUCCAACAUGUCGAUGGGAAUGAACAACGUUGGGAGUAACUUUACCUGGGAAAUGAUUGGGUUGGGUUUAGAAGAGCCCCUUCCCCCGCAGGAAACGAUUGACGAGCUCCAUCAAAUCUACUUUGAAAAGUGUCACCCUUCGGUUCCCAUGAUUCAUAAAUAUAGAUAUCUAGCUGCCAUGAACCUGGCGCCCAACCAACGACCUCCAGUUGCGCUGCGGUACGCCAUAUGGACUUUGGCGUGCUCAAUCACUGAGAAGUACAUUGAUCUCAAGGAUCUUUUUUACCAGAGAGCCCGCAAGUAUGUCGAAGCAGACUACAUCAAAGGCUACGGCGAACACAUGAUUUCCGUGGCCCACGCACAAACACAUGUGCUUUUGGCUUCCUAUGAGUUCAAGAUGAUGUACUUCCCAAGGGCCUGGAUGAGCACAGGCUCAGCCGUUCGUCUUUGCCAAAUGAUUGGGCUGCACAGGCUCGAUGGCGCCGGCCUGGAUGUGAAGCAAUGCCUCCCACCACCGCGAGACUGGACGGAACGUGAGGAGAGACGGCGUACGUUCUGGAUGGCGUUCUGUGAGGACCGCUACGCCAGCAUUGGAACUGGAUGGCCCAUGACUGUUGACGAAAAGGACGUUAUGACCAAUCUACCAUCAUCAGAGGAGGCCUUCGACAUGAGCCGGCCUGAGCAAACUCAGUCUCUACAAGAAUGUAUGAGUCCGUCUGGAGCCGGAAAGCUGUCGUCUUUCGGUGGUAUUGUGCUCAUGGCAUGCCUCUUCGGUCGGAACCUCAUCCACCUUCAUCGGCCUGACGUGGACGACAGAGAUCACGAUCUAAACGGCGAAUUCUGGAAGCGCCAUCGUACUAUGGACAAUAUCUUGCUCAAUACUUCGCUUUGCCUGCCAACACAUCUCAAACUUCCCGCCGGUCUCGGGAACCCAAAUAUCGUCUUUACUAACAUGAGCAUCCAUACGUCUACUAUCUGUCUUCAUCAAGCAGCAAUUUUCAAAGCCGACAAGAACCGCCUCCCGGCGUCCGUGAGUGCCGAGAGCAAAGUUCGGUGCAUCACCGCAGCGAACGAAAUCGCGAGCAUCAUGAGGACCAUUUCGCACAUGGACCUUUCCGCGAUGAAUCCUUUCAUUUCAUUCUGCCUCUACGUGGCUGCGAGAGUCUUUGUUCAAUAUCUCAAGAGUCGGCCGGAUGACAGCCAAACAGCCGACUCACUGAGGUUUCUCUUAUCUGCUAUGAACGCGCUCAAGAGAAGAAACCCUCUCACGGAAUCUUUCCUUGUGCAGCUUGAUGUUGACCUGGAGGCCUUGGCGAUGCGGAUACCGAAGCUGAAGUCAGCUUUCCCGCGCAGUGGCGAUAGCCCCAAUGCAAACGGCGGGACCCGUGGGCCGGUAUGUGACGACCCUGAAGGGGUGCAGGGUAUCAUGUCCUACCGCAACGAAUGCCAUUUCAUGAAGGUUGGGGGCGACAAUGGGAACGCGGCGGCGGCACCAAGUAUUGUUGAGCCCGAGCUAGACACAGAUGGCGGUCCGAACUCAGCCUCCACCGGGUUCGGAGGUCAGAACUGGCUGUCGGCCGAACCGCCCAUAGCAUACGAGGGGAACAGACCCGGAGUCCAGUUACGUGGAUCAGUCCUGACUCCCAGCUCGGGUUCUCUAUAUGACAAAUCUGGGUCGAGCAGCGGGCAUAUGACUGGAUUCGGGCAAAGUGAAAGCAGCGGCGACAACAAUAUGUCUGGCUCGCCCGACGCGGAGCAGUCGAACAGACCGACACCUAAUUCUAGCUCGGCCUCGGAACAAAGAAUGAACAUUGCAUCGGGUGGCAGCAAUUCUUUCGACGCGAGCCCCGUCGCUGGGCACCAGAACAUCGACUCACAAGGCAACGGAGACGCAAAUGUGAACUUUUUCAACGAUGCCAGCGCUUUUGGGAUCAGGGGCACAGGCUUGACGCCAAACCAGAGGUUUUCCAUGCCAGCGACGCCUGGAGCAGAUUUUGGAAUGUCCAGCGGAUGGGGAGACUUACAAGGGCAGACGGGUAUGACGCCAGUCGCCGAAGGGGUGUUGCGGUCAUUGAUGAAUAUGGGGCCGAUGGAUGCAAUGGAUCUUUCGUCGUGGGAUGCUUCAAACUGA